This is a messenger RNA of Manacus vitellinus (golden-collared manakin), 2289 nucleotides long. RefSeq names its product beta-secretase 2 (gene BACE2). The transcript has 9 exons. The record is from RefSeq and is a predicted model, not a curated record. Gene Ontology annotation, cellular component: endosome; membrane; trans-Golgi network. Gene Ontology annotation, molecular function: aspartic-type endopeptidase activity. Gene Ontology annotation, biological process: membrane protein ectodomain proteolysis; amyloid-beta metabolic process. Lineage: Eukaryota; Metazoa; Chordata; Aves; Passeriformes; Pipridae. Bases 1 to 1254 code for a protein of 417 amino acids.
AUGGGCUUGUUAAAUAUUCUGGUUGACACUGGGAGCAGUAAUUUUGCAGUGGCAGGUGUGCCUGAUCCUGAUGUCACCUCCUACUUCAAUGCUGAGCUGUCAAGCACGUACAGAUCUGAAGGGAUUGAAGUCACAGUUAAGUACAGUCAAGGAAGCUGGACUGGAGUGCUGGGUACAGAUGUCAUUACUAUGCCCAAAGGAAUCUAUGGCAGCUACACCAUCAACAUUGCCACCAUCCUGGAGUCAGAGAACUUCUUCUUACCUGGGGUUAAAUGGCACGGGAUUCUUGGCCUUGCCUACGACGCCUUAGCCAAGCCUUCAAGCUCUGUGGAGACCUUCUUUGAUUCUCUUGUGAGGCAGGCAAAGAUCCCCAACAUCUUCUCCUUGCAGAUGUGUGGUGCUGGACUCCCUGUUUCUGGAAGUGGUACCAACGGAGGUAGUCUUGUCCUGGGUGGAAUUGAACCGAGUCUGUACACGGGGGAUAUUUGGUACACACCCAUCAAAGAGGAGUGGUAUUACCAGGUGGAAAUUCUCAAACUGGAGGUUGGGGGUCAGAACCUCCAACUGGACUGCAGAGAGUACAAUGCUGAUAAAGCAAUAGUGGACAGUGGAACCACACUCCUUCGUCUGCCAGAGAAAGUCUUCAGUGCUGUGGUGCAGGCAAUAGCUCGAACGUCCCUGAUACAGGAAUUCUCUUCUGGUUUCUGGACUGGUUCCCAGCUUGCAUGCUGGGAUAAAACUGAAAGACCCUGGUCCUUAUUUCCCAAACUCUCCAUUUACCUGAGGGAUGAAAACUCCAGUAGGUCGUUUCGGAUCUCUAUCCUACCACAGCUCUAUAUCCAACCCAUCCUCGGAAUAGGGGAGAAUUUGCAGUGCUACCGGUUUGGCAUCUCUUCCUCCACAAACGCUCUGGUUAUUGGUGCUACAGUCAUGGAAGGCUUCUAUGUAAUAUUUGACAGAGCCCAGAGGAGAGUGGGCUUUGCAGUGAGUCCCUGUGCAGAAGCCGAUGGCUCUCCAGUCUCUGAGAUUGAAGGCCCUUUCACAACAGCAGAUGUUGCGAGCAACUGUGUUUCCAGCGUUUCUUUCCACGAGCCCGUGUUGUGGAUUGCCUCCUAUGCUCUCAUGAGCCUGUGUGGAGUGAUCCUCCUGGUGUUGAUCAUCCUGCUGCUCAUCCCCCCCCGGUGCCAGCACCGCUACACGGACAAUGACGUGGUCAAUGACGAAUCCUCCUUGGUGCGUCACCGGUGGAAGUGAGAAACUUGAUCCUGAAAAACCUGGGACUCCCAACACAACAAAGAACAGAGAACUUUGCCAAGGGGAAGAAGCCAAUGCCUCGGUCCUUUCUGCGUCCAUUGCAAAUUGCUGUUGAAAUCCCACCAAAUAUCCUGCAUCGUAACUUUUAUAGCUUUAUUUUCUAACACUGAUUCUGAACCAAAGCACUGUUAACCACCUCUGAAGUGCUACGGUACUGGAUUUGCUACUGCAGUGCAACGACACUUUAUGCUCUCAACAGUACCUUCUUUAAAAAAAAAUCUAAAGAAAAAGAUUUAAAAAAAAUAUAUAUAAAAAACCACACCAUCAUGUUCUUCCACUGUCUGAACAAAAUUGUCCAUCUCUCUUUCACAACAAAAGGACCUGUCAGUAUUUUCUAACUAAUCCAGCCCUGACUGUAGAAAAAGAGAAAAAAAAAACUUUAAUAAUCUUUCUUAUUAAUUGCAUUAAAUGAAUCCUGCUUUCUGUUUACACCACUUUAUUUUGAAACUGUGCUUAUGGUGCGGGGGAGGGAGAAAAGUCAGGCAGAAAAGUAAGCAGCAGAGAGAGAAAAGCAAGUGAGGUCAAGAGGAAAUGUUGGUUUGUGGUUUCUUCUCCUCAAGAUCACUGCUGCCACUUGAGAGGGUCACCCUCCCUGAGUGUUACGAAACAGCUCGAGGUGGUGAAAACUGGGUAAACAAACUUGUUCAGCCUUAGUGUAAAACAAGACUACCUCUCUUAAUUCACAAGGAUGCUACCACUGGUGAGCGUGUGGCUUAGGACUGGUCUUGAAGCACAAGAUGCUCCAUCCAACCAAAUGGAACUACUUGGCUUUGAAUUCUUUGGAUUUUAUAAAAAUUAGUACUUCGUGACUUUCCACUUUGGUGCACAAACAAAACAAAACAAAAAAGGCCUUUCAGUUUUCCCCCUCCUGUGGGAGUUUGUUUGGUUUUUUUGAGUUGAGGCUGACUGAUACCUAGAAAAGGCUGAUCUGCAUAUGUAUGGGCAGGCAAUAAAGCAAAGGUUUGUGUUCUGUGA